CUCCGUAUCUCGUUUUUAUCUUUCCCCAUCUAUACAGGCUCCUCGGUUUGUGCAACAUUACGUGGUGAUGCUGAGCGCCGCAUAUGACAUUCUCGAGAAACGAGAGUUACGAAAUGAAACGGCGUCUACUUCAGCCUCGCUGCACGUGGACUUCCAAGUUGGCAACAGUAGCAACAGUAGCAUCUAUGACUGCAACCCUGUCUCUACUGCGGUAAAUAAAGGUUCACUGCACUUUGUGCUCUCGUUUAGAAGCGGAGUGAUCUUUGCCAGUAUCAGCUCAGGACUGGGAGAGUUGUCCUUCCUCUCUCUAACAGUGUUUUUCAGCAGUCACUAUGGUGGGAAGUUCUGCUUGUUGGGAAAUAAUGUUCUCUUCCUCUUGAAUGUAACAGAAGACCAACCCACUGGGCCUCUCAGUUUCAGAGAGAGACUGUUUGUUAUCAGAGGCUUGUGGAGGUUUGUGCUUCCACUGGGAGUGGUCUACUUAACCGAGUAUUUCAUCAACCAGGGUUUGAUGGAACUCCUGUUCUUCCACAAUAUUUUUCUGACCCAUGCAGCUCAGUAUCGCUGGUAUCAGACUCUGUACCAGCUUGGUGUACUGCUCUCUCGAUCCUCUCUGCGCUGGGUGAAGAUCAGGAAAGUGUGGAUUCUCAGUGUUCUGCAGACGCUGAAUGCUGUGUUUCUUCUGUUAGCUGUACGUUACCUGUUCCUGCCCACUGUUUGGUUGGUGUUCGCUUUUAUCCUCUAUGAGGGUCUGCUGGGUGGAGCAGCAUAUGUCAACACCUUCCACUUCAUCAGCGAGGAGACUGAAGACAGACACAGGGAGUUCUCCAUGGCUGCUGCCAGCGUUGGAGACAGCCUGGGCAUAACUGUGGCUGGACUCAUAUCUCUUCCUGUCCACACUUACUUCUGUUCAUUAUAACCAAGCCCACACACUGACCAGCACGAUGAGUGACUUCAAUCUUACUGAAAGACUGUGGACUAUGCUUAAAAUCCAGGUUGGUACCAGGAAACCAAGAGAAGAAUAAUGGUCAAAUAUAACAUCAGAAUUAGGCCUGAUUGAGGUGGAAAUUUUUCCUAAAUAAAUUCAACCAUGUGCAUCCAAUUCUCAUUUUUAAAGUCUUUUUUUGCAGAUGCUGUAAAAUCAUUCCUCUCUGGGAAGAAGAAGAAAAAAGUCCAAAAUUACCAUGACAUUCAUGUCCAUGAUGUAACAAAGCGAGCAAAAAUGCCUUCUAUUAUAGGUUUUAAUACCAGGAGAGCAUUCGGAGCUUUAAAAUGCCACUUGUUUCAGAUUUGUACAAAAACAAUGUCACACACGGAUUUGUUUUUGUGAUGUUUAUCGUGUGCAACUUGGCAUCAUUUUGCUUAGCUGUGGCUUUUCUGAUUCUAAUGAAAGACUGCUUGUUAAACUGUGGCACAGUUAGUCACUGCGGGUGGAGCACAGAACACCUGGGAAUGGCUGAGAUGAGAAACAAAGUUGAUUUUAAUAUUUUUGUUGUAAAAUAAAGAAAAUAGAGGUUGUUCAUGCCGUCAUGCUGACGUGUAUUUUACUAAAAUUCUUGGAAGCACUUUUGUUAUUUUUUUAUAACAUUGUGGGCUGUUGAAUUUGUUUUCUUUUCUUGGAAUGCAGUUUAUGUCCUUAAAUACUUGAUCCAUGUGUCCUGUUUUCUCCUGAACACUCAAACGCAGACCAACAGUCCUACUGACAUUCUGAUGACCACAUAAAGCUAAUGCUAAUGCUAACUGGAAGAACCUUGUUACAACAUAAUAUUGUUUUUUAAUCUUCUGCUUGCUUCAAAUCAAAUUUUACAGGAAAUCAGAAAAGAGGUUCGCUUUGACUUUGUUAGCCUGCCAGUUAGCUACAAACAUGUGGUUGUUCUUUCUUGCGCAGAGACAUGACAUUUCUAAUUGUACUGAUUUGUUUCUUUGAUAUAAAGUGUAUGUGUCAUAAA
This is a messenger RNA of Neolamprologus brichardi, 1949 nucleotides long. NCBI's taxonomy places the organism in Eukaryota, Metazoa, Chordata, Actinopteri, Cichliformes, Cichlidae. The record is from RefSeq and is a predicted model, not a curated record.